Messenger RNA from Branchiostoma belcheri (Belcher's lancelet), 7343 nucleotides. Its product is annotated as laminin subunit beta-1-like. Lineage: Eukaryota; Metazoa; Chordata; Leptocardii; Amphioxiformes; Branchiostomatidae. The record is from RefSeq and is a predicted model, not a curated record.
CUAAAAAGUUUUCCAGAAGUUUCUCGGAAGGGCGGACGGGGUGUGUGAUGUAGUCAGUCGGUUAGGUGGAAGGGAAAAACCACAAGAACAACGCCAUAGAGAGGACUCAGACUGAGUAGGAAGUGGGGUUUUCGUGGGUUGGAAGUUGCCCGGGCCAGGCCCUUUUCCUGUGAAUAAAGCCGGGCUUCGAACCAGAGGACCUCAUUACCCAGAGACACUACCAGUGCACCCAUGUCUAUGUUGUGAGCUGUUUUACGUCGAACUACCUCAGGGAUUCACACCACAGCUUUCAAAAACGUGCAAAGAAUCGUGUCGAAGUCUACAGUGCAAGAAAAAUGUGGGCCACACUAGCCUACUGCGUGCUAUUUCUAGCAGUGAGCACAUCUGCUCAGAACUGCGACAACGGGAGCUGCUAUCCUGCCACGGGCGACCUCCUGGUGGGGAGAGAAAAGAACCUGACGGCGUCGUCCACCUGCGGCACGCAGAGCCCCUCCCAGUACUGCAUAGUUAGCCACUUACAGGACAUCACCAAAUGCUUUAUCUGCGACUCCCGGCAGCCGUAUAGAGACUACUACAACGAGAACAGCCACCGGCCCGAGAACAUGGUCACCACCUUCACGGAAAACCGCAAGAAGACCUGGUGGCAGUCCGUCAACGGCGUGGAGAGCGUUCACCUUCAGCUCGACCUUGAGGCCGAGUUCCACCUGACCCAUUUGAUCAUGACCUUCAAGACCUUCCGCCCGGCAGCCAUGUUGAUCGAGAGGUCGUCUGAUUUCGGCCGCUCGUGGCAGGUGUACAGGUACUUCGCGUACAACUGUCCCGAGAGCUUUCCCGGCGUCCCCCAGCGUCUGCCUCAGAGGAUAGGCGAGGUGGUCUGCAUCUCCAGAUACUCCCAGGUCGAGCCGUCUACCGAAGGAGAGGUCAUCUACAGGGUGCUCCCGCCAGCCCUGGAGGUCGUCGACCCCUACAGCCAGGAAGUCCGUGACCUUCUCCGUAUAACCAACCUGCGCAUCAACUUCACCAAGCUGCACACCCUCGGGGACGAGCUGCUGGACAACCGGCCCAAGAUCCGCGAGAAGUACUACUACGCUGUGUACGACAUGAUCGUCAGGGGAAACUGCUUCUGCUACGGACACGCCGAGACCUGCGAACCCGUCGACGGAGUCACCCCAGUGGAGGGAAUGGUGCACGGCAAGUGUGCCUGUAAGCACAACACCAAGGGUCUGAACUGCGAGGCCUGCCAGGACUUCUUCAACGACCAACCGUGGAGACCGGCGCGUGGAAGCGACACCAAUGCCUGCAAACGUUGUAACUGUAACAGCCACUCCAACAAGUGCCACUUUGACCCAGCGGUGUACGAGCAGACCGGGCGUGUGAGCGGUGGGGUGUGUGACGACUGCCAGCACAACACCAUGGGCAGGAACUGUGAGGAGUGCAAACCCUUCUACUACCAGGACCCCAACAAGGACAUCCGAGACCCCAACAUCUGUCUACCAUGUGACUGUGACCCAGACGGAGCUGUGAACGGAGGAGAGUGCGAGAGCCGCACGGACCCCGCCAACAACCUGGUGGCCGGACGCUGCAUCUGUAAGCGUAACGUGGACGGCGAGCGCUGCGACCGCUGCCGGGGCGGGUACUGGAACAUGCGCGCUGACAACCCCGAGGGAUGUGAAGCCUGCCAGUGCAACCCCAUUGGAACAUCUCGUGACCAGACCUGUGACCCGCGGACCGGAGACUGCAUCUGCAAGCGUCACGUCACCGGCAAGAACUGCGACCGCUGCGUGCCUGGGUUCUUCGGCCUGAGUGACAUCGAGGAAGGUUGCCGCCCGUGCGACUGUGAUCCGGGCGGUGCGAUCGACAGCCAGUGUAACCAGCUGGAUGGGCAGUGCAAGUGCCGCCCCCACAUGACCGGCCGUCGCUGUGACGAGGUCCAGCCAGGAUUCUACGCCAUCAACCUCGACAACUACAAGUACGAGGCGGAGGAUGCUCUGCCCAAUGGAGAGGCUAUGAUUGACAUGCGUCAGUGCGUGCCCGGCGCCACACGGACCUGGACCGGUCCCGGGUUCCGCUCCAUGCGGGAGGGCAGCAGCCUGGAGUUCACCAUCAACAACAUCCCCAUGUCCAUGGAGUACGACGUGGUGAUCCGCUACGAGCCGCAGCUGCCAGACUCCUGGGACGAGGUCGGCAUCACGCUCACACGACCCGGCGUCAUCGAGACCAGCAGCAUCUGUGGCAACACCAUCCCUCAGGACGACAUCCUCAGCACCUCCCUGCCUCCGGGAAGCAGGUAUCGUGUGAUGGCUACGCCCUUCUGUCUGGAGGAGAUGAAGGAGUACACCAUCAAGGUGGAGUUCCGCUCCUACCAGAGCGGCCGCACCAACCCACAGGCAACCAUUCUCUUCGACUCGCUUGUGCUCGUACCGAGGUACACCAGCGUGCCCAUCUUCCAAGGCCAGGAGGGACAGUCACGUCGGGACGAGUUCGAGCGCUAUCGCUGCCAGGAGAACUACCUGCCUGUGCUGAAGCCCCAGAUCCCACCCAUCUGCAAGAGCAUGGUGCGGAGCAUCUCCGCCAUCAUGCACAAUGGAGGCAUGCCGUGUAACUGUGACAUCAACGGCGCUGAGAGCACGGUCUGUGACCCCGAGGGAGGUCAGUGUCCCUGCAGGAACAACGUGAUUGGUCGGCGCUGCGACAUGUGCUGCCCUGCGACCUUUGGCCUUGGCCCACAGGGAUGUAGAGCUUGUGACUGUGACGCCAGCGGCUCCCGUGACCUGUUCUGUAACCCCAGCAACGGGCAGUGCCUGUGCAACCCCGGCGCAUACGGCCGCCGCUGUAACCGCUGCCAGGACAACUUCUGGAACUUCCCCAACUGCCAGCGCUGCAACUGUAACGGGCACGCCGACCGCUGCGACUCCGUCUCCGGCUCCUGUAUCGACUGUCGGGACAACACGGCCGGCCAGUUCUGUCAGACCUGUAAGGAUGGUUACUAUGGCGACCCGCGGCUGCAGCCGGGCGGUUCUCAGCCGUGCCGGGAGUGCAUGUGCCCCGGCGGCAUCAGCAGUGGCCGGCAGUUUGCUGACCGGUGCUACCAGGACCCGCGCAGCCAGGCCGUCAUCUGUAACUGUAACGAGGGAUACACCGGACCUAGAUGUGACAGCUGCGCACCUGGUUUCUAUGGCAACCCGGAGGUACCUGGCGGCAGCUGCCGCAGGUGCGAGUGUAACAACAACAUCGACAUGACGGACUCCACCGCGUGUGACAGCCGCACCGGAGAGUGCCGCAAGUGUCUGUACAACACGGAGGGACCUCGCUGUGACCGCUGCCAGGCGGGCUACUACGGAACCGCCACAAACCAGGACUGCAAGCGCUGUGUGUGUAACAUGCUGGGAACGGACCGCACGCGCGCCCGCUGUCAGGACGGAGGGCUGUGCGAGUGCGACCGUGUCAGCGGGAACUGCCCGUGCCUGCCCAACGUGGUGGGUCAGCAGUGCGACCGCUGCGCCCCAGACUACUGGAAGAUCGCCAGCGGGCGAGGCUGCGAGGCCUGCAGCUGUGACCCUGUCAACUCACUCUCCACACAGUGCAAUGAGUUUGAUGGGCAGUGUCGCUGCAAGCCUGGGUUCGGAGGCCGUACCUGUACCGACUGCGAGACCAACUACUGGGGAGAUCCGCGCUCCCAGUGCUCCGAGUGUAACUGCGACCCUCUGGGAUCGGAGACGCUGCAAUGUGACAGGAACACCGGCCAGUGUCGUUGCCGCCCGGGCGUGACCGGCAUGAAGUGCGACCAGUGUGCCCGCGGAACCAGGGGGAACCUCCCGCAGUGCGUGCCCUGUGGAGAGUGCUUCGACAACUGGGAUAACAUCAUCAAGGGCUUGGAAAAUGAGACCAGACACGAACUUGACCGUGCAAAGAACAUCGAGUCUUCAGGUGUUCCGGGUGCGUACGACGACAGGUUCCAGGGCAUCGAGGAUGACCUCAACGCGGCAAGAAACCUGCUUGGCGGUGGUCUUCCCAGCGGAGCCGGAGUGCAGGAGCUGGAGGCUGAACUGGAUGGGCUCAAGGACCAACUUGACAACCAGGACCAGUCUCUUGAUGGCAUCGAGAACGACUUGGGAAAAGCCUCUCAGGAUAUCAGGGGAGCCAAUGAUGACCUUGACGCCCUCGAGGGUCAGUUGAACAACCUGAACAAAGAUGUUGACGACUUUUCGAAGGACGUAGACAGGGUUAAGAACACAAACACUGUUGAGGCUCUCAAGAGCAUCAAAGACGCCCAGAAGAAAUCCCAGGAUGCCCAGGCCAAGGCUGACGGCACACAGCCCACCCUGGGGGAAUCAGAGACGACACGCAAGGAGGCGGAGAAGCUCAUGGCCGCCAACUCCGGAAACUUUGGUAACACCGACACCGAGCUGAACAACAAGAUUGCUGCGCUGGAAAACCAGGCUGACAUGCUCAGUUUGAGGGAGGUUAACGAGAAGGUUUGCGGUGAUCCCAUUGACGAGUCCACGCCCUGCGAGCAAGCCAAGUGCGGCCGCGCCGGCUGCUACUCGGGCACCCCCCAGACCCUGAAGUGCGGCGGGCUGGGCUGCGUCGGGAGCUGGGAGGUGGCCAACACGGCCAAGGACCGUGCCGAGAAGGCUGACGCUGAGCUGCAGAAGGCGGAGGAGAACGCCAGACGCCUGCUGGAGGAGGUGCGUCGUGCUAAGACUGAUGCUGAUGAUGCCAAAACCUCCGCCCAGAACGCGCUUGACCGUGCUAAGGAAGUCCGAGACAUGUUCAAAGGUCUGGACGACAAGGUGAACGCGCUUCUGGAGCAGAUCAGUGAGUUCCUGCGGGGAGAACACGCCGACCCCGACAGCGUCCUCAGGGUCGCCCAGGAGGUUCUUGACAAGAAAAUCCAGUACACCCCACAGGCGAUCCUGGACCUGGCAAAGAACAUUGAUGAGAAGGUGAAGACCCUGUCCGGUGUGGAUGCCAUUCUGGAGGCCACAGAGAACGACCUGAAGACAGCACAGGACCUGCUGUCUGCAGCCAUGAAGGCCAAGGAGGAUGCUGACAAGGUGAAGACCACUGCUGAGGAGGUGCGACAGGCGUUGGACGCGGCUGAAGUUGCUCAGCGCGACGCGGAACAGGCCAUCCGUGACGCCCAGGGAGACAUCAACGACGCAGAAGGCAAACUCACAGGGAUCGAGUCAGAGACCAGCUUGGCCGUCAACAAAAUCAACGAUGCUAUGCAGAAGAUUGCCGACAUGAACAACGAACUGACCAAUGAAAUAGGCCCCAAGUACACCAAGAACCAAGAGAACACCAAAGAUGCCAAUGACAUUGCCGACGCUGCCAUGAAGAAGGCCACUGCUGCCCGUAACCAACUUGAUGACCUAAAAGCCAAGUAUGAGGAAGCUCAGAGGAAGGUGAACGAUCAGUCAGCCCCGGGAGACACGUCUGGCCAGGCCACCAAGCUGAGAGAAGACGCCGCUGCCCUGGCUAGCGAGGUCCAGAGACAACUCACAGAACUGCAAAAUUUGAGGGCGACCUUCACCAGUCAAACAGACACGCUGACCACGAAGACAACUGACUUAACCCAACUGCAGCAGCGAAUGGAGGCCAUUCUUACAGAAAUCACCCGGAAGGCAACCGGCUACAGCACCUGCACUACAUGAGGACGCUCCCGCUAUACGUCUCCUUCGCACGAUUACAAACAUCCGGAUGUAUUUAUUUGAUGAGCUUUUGAGAUUAAGGAUGAGGCAUCUCUCUACAAAUGCAGAACACAUUUCUCUUGUCAGUUGUCUCAUGUGUAGCCUUAGGCGAAAGGUAGUAGUGAAAUAAAACAUUGUAUGAGACAACCUUUUCGCUCAACAAUGAACUAAGCUGUACAUUCACUUUGAAAAAAUGACCUUGCUUUCUCUGUUGAAGUGUAGGCUCCAGCCAACUGUAUAUUGCUAUUUUAGAGACACAAACAGUGUUUGUGAGGUACGGACCACGGACUCCUUUAUAAGCCAUGAAUAUCAUAACAUCCUCAUCUUGUCCUAAGCAAGAAAGUUUUCCGGUGAACCAUGUUGCAUAAACCGUUGUCUUCCGAAACAUAAUAUAGAAGAAGUAAAUGCUAAUCUUGCAAUUCAAGUUCCCACCAAGACCCAUGAGAUAACAAAUGCAAGUUUUUAAGUUGUAUCAAACUUUAAAUCAGAUUUUUGGGUUGUUUUUUUUAUUAUUCUUUUGUGUGUCUGUAUGAAAUUGCAUAAUCGUAUUAUGAAAUGGCAGAUGUAGACACAAGUAAUGGGGAUGGUAUAUUUUUUAAUUCUGGUAGUUAAUUUUCUUUAGGCAGGGUAUUUUGUUAUUUAACAAAUCUUUUUUGACUUGAUGCAAAUUUGGCAAUCACACUUUUAAAUUUUUGGGGGGCUUUUUAUACGUUUUGAGGAAAUGCUGAGACUGGUAUUGACUUGCCAGGCUACACAUGGAAAGUAGAUGUUUUGAAAUUACGGUCAUCAUGAAAUUAUAAUAAUUUCAGAGUUAUGGGGCACAUUCUUACUGGGUGGGUUGUAAAACCCAGGGUAUAGCGAUGUAAUUUCAAGUUGUUGUUUUUUUAAUUAGAUAAUCAAGGAUGAGGACUUGUAAUUGGUGUACAUUAUACAGAGAGCUUUUGGUUUUUAAAGUUAUACAUAGUGUAGAGGGACCUUAUGCUCAAUUUUGCUUCAAACCGUUCCCUUUUCUUUUAUACCAUCCUUUUUUGAUGUUUGAGUCUCAACUUCCUUUACACUUUGCCAACCACUUCUAAUUAUAACCCUCUGCCUCCCACUUGCCCACAAGAAUUGAGCAUCUUGUCCCUGUAGAUGUAGUAAAAUAGGUUUAAGAGUUGGAUUUGUCACUCCUUUAGUUACCGUAGUCCAUCGUAAGUAAGUUUUAAGUAAGGCUGUAUUUAUUGUAGGUAGUCUUAUGUCCAUUUUACAUGGUGUGGUGUCCUGCUAUUAUUAAGUAUAUCUGAGAACAGAACUACUGGUAACCAGAAAGAAUUGGCCCUGUACACCCCCUAGCAUACCAGUGCGGUACUACAACUGCAGUUUUGUUACCAACCUGGUCUCUCAUUAAGAAGGUACUUAUACAAUGUGCAAACAGUGACCACUUUGUUAGGAGGUAAUGGCUUAAAUGCCCUGUGUGGACUGUACCUACUUAACGUUCUCGCAAACACAAAAUCAAGACUUGUAUGUAUAUGUUCAUUUCAAUUAUUUCUGACUUUUUACAUAGAAGAUGAUAUACAUACAAUAUUGUCAACAGAAUGUGCUAAAUUAGAUUUCUUCAAAUUUGUCUCUGUAACCUAUAACAACUGAUCCCAGGCCAACUAGACUUGAGAA